UCAUGCGCCUUGGCCUCGGCUGCGCUGCAAGGGAGGAGCGAGGAUGGCGGAGAGCGAGUGCGAGACCCCCAGCACUCCCGGCGAGUUUGAGAGCAAAUACUUCGAAUACAAUGGGGUGCGCCUGCCCCCUUUCUGCAGGGGGAAGAUGGAAGAAAUCGCCAAUUUCCCCGUGAGGGACAAUGAUGUCUGGAUUGUCACCUAUCCCAAAUCAGGCACCAGUUUAUUGCAGGAAGUGGUGUAUCUGGUGAGCCAGGGAGCCGAUCCCGAUGAAAUUGGGUUAAUGAACAUAGAUGAGCAGCUUCCUGUCUUAGAGUAUCCUCAGCCUGGACUGGACAUCCUCAAGGAGCUUACAUCUCCCCGGCUCAUCAAAAGCCAUCUGCCGUAUCGUUUUUUGCCUUCAGACCUACACAGUGGCGAGUCCAAGGUAAUCUACAUGGCUCGCAACCCCAAAGACCUGGUGGUGUCUUAUUAUCAGUUCCACCGCUCCCUACGGACCAUGAGCUACAGAGGAACAUUUCAAGAGUUCUGUCGGAGAUUCAUGAACGAAAAGUUAGGAUACGGUUCAUGGUUUGAACACGUGCAGGAGUUUUGGCAACAUCACAUGGACUCCAACGUUCUCUUUCUCAAGUAUGAAGAUAUGCACAAGGAUCUGGCAACCAUGGUCGAACAGCUGGCGAGGUUCCUGGGCGUCUCUUACGACAAAGCACAGCUGGAGUCCAUGGUGGAACAUUGCCACCAGCUCAUUGACCAGUGCUGCAAUGCAGAAGCCCUUCCUGUUGGCAGGGGACGUGUUGGGCUGUGGAAAGACAUAUUCACUGUCUCCAUGAAUGAGAAGUUUGAUUUGGUUUACAAACAGAAAAUGGGAAAGUGCGACCUCACAUUUGACUUUUAUUUAUAAAGCAUAAAACAAAAAGUGCAUGACUCUGAUAUCGGGAUCCCAGCUAGAAGUGCUUUCUGCAUUCAUUUAUUACUUGCUGGACACAACACUAUACCUGUUACGCAUAUCAAUACUU
Molecule: messenger RNA, 1013 nt
Organism: Lacerta agilis (Sand lizard)
Lineage: Eukaryota; Metazoa; Chordata; Lepidosauria; Squamata; Lacertidae
Gene: SULT4A1
Product: sulfotransferase family 4A member 1
Exons: 7
Coding region: 44-898 (284 amino acids)
Biological process (GO): sulfation
Cellular component (GO): cytoplasm
Molecular function (GO): sulfotransferase activity
Source: RefSeq, a predicted model, not a curated record